GUAUACACGCGUAGAUUAUCCAAAUAUGCGACAGCUCUUCGAGAAGAGGCUUUUGAUUGAUACUAGAAGUAUUUCAACUUCAGAGAAACUUUCCGGUGCGCCGUGUAAUGAUUGAUGGUUGAUGAUUGAUGAUUGAGUCAUUGUGAUUGGAACUUCCUCAGAGGACUUACGGUUAAUUCCGAUGGUCAUGUGAUCAAAGUCAAAUCAGCCAACUAGCUUCGCUCAACCUCCUUUCAUCAAUAAUUAUCGAUAUCUUACUGAUAUAUUACAUAUUACAUAUUACAUUAUUCAUCCAACCUUCAAUUAUGGAAACCAAACCACAGAAACGAAGACGGAUAAUCAAGACUUGUUGGGAAUGUUAUAGAAGAAAACAAAAGGUAAUAAAUACAUCGCCGUUGUUAUCAUCGUCACCACCAUUAUCAUCAUCAUUAUCAUCACCAUCAUCCUCAAAGAAUAUUCCUGACUAUUAGAAUAGUGUAAUCGCGGUCAACCAUGUGAUGUUUGUAUUUCUAGAAAUGUACCGGAGAAGUGCUCCUAUUCUAAUUCAGCAUCGUACGUGGCACUCUGUUGUAUAGAUCUGAAAGUAUUCUUAUCAGAAGAACAGGCUCGAUGAUUCGGGAGAUCUUCCAUAUAAUGGAGCGCAGUCAAGCAAACGGACAAGAGAUGAAGAAAUCAUAUUAAAAUCAGGUUCAACGCCAUCCGACCUUUUCGGUCAAGUAGGAUAUGCUUCUUAUAGCAAUUCCUUCAGUGGAUUAAAAAAGGUACAACCGUUUUCUCAUCCUACUUAGGAUUCAAUCUAACAGGAGUAGUCAUUUCAUAUUAAUGAUGAAUUAUCUACAUUCAUUGGAACAUCUUCAUCAACUUCACUAUCUCAUCCUGUUUUACGACAUAAAUUUUUAAGUUUAGUUAUUCAACUGCCCUCACAAUUUAUCGUCUCCGAACUUGUCGAUUCAUUCUUCUCAGAAAUACAUUGGUAUUUUAAAAUAUUAGAAGAGCAUUACUUUCGAAAUCUCCUCAAACAAUGGCAAGAUAUUCAAAGUACUCUAUCGGAACAGUCAGACCUGGGGACUAUUUCUAGAGAUCUUCAAUAUUUUCCCGCAUUAUUAUUCCAAACUCUUGCCGUUUCCUUGCAAUUCUUACCACCGAACACAGGAACAUCCAGGUUACUUCAGUUAAAAACUUUAUCGGAUUCUGAUCGGCUCUCUCAUGAGUAUAGUAAAAUUGGUAUGGAAAUAAUGUCCUUGUUAGGAAGACAUUCUUCAACUAUGACAGCUGUUGAACAUGAUCUGUUAAGAUCCGGCUGGUUAAAGAACUAUAGUAGGGGUACAGAAGCAUGGCAUAUAUUGGGUAGUGCGAUUAGGUUUGUCGUCAUACACCCCAUUCAUCCACGAUGCUAACCAGAUUCAGACAGGGUCAAGAUUUGGGACUCCAUUUACAAGCUGUAAUUCCAAAGGUUGUUGGAGAAGAUGUCGGGAUUGGAUUAGAAAAGCUUUGGUAUGAUGAAUAUAAAAGAAGACUUUGGGUAACGCUAUUCACCUGGGAUAGGUCAGUACUGUAUAUCCUUAUUUUGGCCGUCUCUAACUACCUACUUUCAGUCAUAUGUCUGUCAUGCUUGGAAGGCCUCGUUCAAUUAAUGCAAGUGACUGUACAAUUAAAACACCAAUCGAUUGCACAUUCCCUGAUGAUCCGUCAAAAACUAUACCUUCAGCCGCACAUUUACAAGAUCCUGACACCCCUCCAUCUACCUACUCAGCUCAGCUAUUUCAUUACACUCUUGCCCAAAAAGUUCACGAGUUAUUAGCAGCUGGUGCUCAUAGACCACAUAUAAAAGACUAUUCGUUCAUCACAAAACUUCACAACGAAGUCAUGUCCAUCAUUGACUCUCUACCACCUAUUUUACGACCUGAGAAUCCAGAUAAGUCAUGGGAUGAAAAAGAGCCAAGGAUUCCUCGUCAAAGACAAGUACUAGCAAAUUUUGCAUAUUCAUUCCUUAUGGCUCUUCACAGACCUCACGCACCAAUACAUGCUGCAAGUCGAAUUGCAACCAUAAAAGCUGCUCUAGACUGCCUUGAUACUCAGGAUUCAUUCAUGAAAUUAAUGAAACCACAUCAUUACCGAAUCUAUUCACUUUCAUUCAAUUCUAUUGAUUGUGGAAUAGUUUUAUCUGGGAUGCUAUUGGAAUCACCACAUAUGGAGAAUAGCUUGAGGGAAAGAAUACAAGCUGCGAUGGACAAAACUAUUGAAAGGUUGAAGUCGAUGGAAGAAAGAAGUUUUAUUGCAAAAUCGGGUGUACAAAUACUUACUAUCUGCCAUGAGAGGAUCUUGGAUCGUGAUAAGAACGGCGGCGGGAUGACCAACAAGUCGCGAGUACUGGACCAGCCGGAAGGAAGUCUCAAGGCUGUCAACGGAGGGGAUAAUAUAGUUGUUCCACCACAGAAUCCAAAUGUUUUUGAGGCCCAGCAAUCGCAGCCAAUAGAUCUAAACGGCUCUACUGCGAACCUGGUUGAUUUUAGUAACUUCGAAAUGGAUACAUCAUUUUGGGACGAGAUGAAUCAAAUGAUUGAUUUUGAUAUCGGAGUAAGCAUGGAAGAGGAUUUAUGGAACCCCAAUUAUUCAUUUCCGGACUUAAACAUGCCUUCUAAUAAUGGAACUGUACCAACAGCGUGGUAUGGAGGCGGCGGUGCGGGAUAAUUUGGUUGCGGUCAAAAGAGGGUUCCUCUAGAUCAGUACAAAUCCAUUUGACAUCAUCGUCUACAAAAACAAUUUCAUUCUGAUACAUUUUGAGAUUGUGCGACUGCUUGUUCCUUGGCUAAUCUUAUGAUUCAUGUUGCCUUGAAAAUUGUUCAUGGUAAGGUCAUUUGUCAUCUCUUGUGAAGGGAAAGUCGUGGGGUUGCGGGCGCCUCUUAAAUUCUACUUUUAGUUUCUUAUUCUAUAUAUUACUAAAGUACACA
Sclerotinia trifoliorum is the source of this 2951-nucleotide messenger RNA. The record is from the annotation of a GenBank genome assembly. NCBI's taxonomy places the organism in Eukaryota, Fungi, Ascomycota, Leotiomycetes, Helotiales, Sclerotiniaceae.